Molecule: messenger RNA, 5366 nt
Organism: Mustela lutreola (European mink)
Lineage: Eukaryota; Metazoa; Chordata; Mammalia; Carnivora; Mustelidae
Gene: SKI
Product: SKI proto-oncogene
Exons: 7
Coding region: 258-2453 (731 amino acids)
Biological process (GO): negative regulation of BMP signaling pathway
Cellular component (GO): nucleus
Molecular function (GO): RNA polymerase II cis-regulatory region sequence-specific DNA binding; DNA-binding transcription factor activity, RNA polymerase II-specific; SMAD binding
Source: RefSeq, a predicted model, not a curated record
GCGGCGCGGGGCGCGUGGAUGUGGCGCCGGGCCCGGGUGCCGGCGGGCUCCAGCGGCGGGACCCCUUCGCCCCGCCCGCCUACCCCUUCGCGCCUCCGGGCGAGGCCGAGGCCGCGGCCGUGAUCGGGCGGGAGCCGGCGGCGGGGGGCGGCCGGGGCCGGGGCCGGGGGCGCCGCCGGGGCGCGCGGGGCGGCGGCGGGGGCCGCGGGGGCCCGGGGGCGCGGGAGCGGGAGCGGCCCGGGGAGCCGGAGCGCAGCAUGGAGGCGGCGGCGGGCGGCCGCGGCGGCUUCCAGCCGCACCCGGGGCUGCAGAAGACGCUGGAGCAGUUCCACCUGAGCUCCAUGAGCUCGCUGGGCGGCCCGGCCGCCUUCUCGGCGCGCUGGGCGCAGGAGGCCUACAAGAAGGAGAGCGCCAAGGAGGCCAGCGCGGCUGCGGUGCCGGCGCCGGUGCCCGCGGCCGCCGAGCCGCCGCCCGUGCUGCACCUGCCGGCCAUCCAGCCGCCGCCGCCGGUGCUCCCCGGGCCCUUCUUCAUGCCGUCCGACCGCUCCACCGAGCGCUGCGAGACCGUGCUGGAGGGCGAGACCAUCUCGUGCUUCGUGGUGGGCGGCGAGAAGCGCCUGUGCCUGCCGCAGAUCCUCAACUCGGUGCUGCGCGACUUCUCGCUGCAGCAGAUCAACUCGGUGUGCGACGAGCUGCACAUCUAUUGCUCGCGCUGCACGGCGGACCAGCUGGAGAUCCUCAAAGUCAUGGGCAUCCUGCCCUUCUCGGCGCCCUCGUGCGGGCUCAUCACCAAGACGGACGCCGAGCGCCUGUGCAACGCGCUGCUGUACGGCGGCGCCUACCCGCCGCCCUGCAAGAAGGAGCUGGCCGCCAGCCUGGCGCUGGGCCUGGAGCUCAGCGAGCGCAGCGUGCGCGUGUACCACGAGUGCUUCGGCAAGUGCAAGGGGCUGCUGGUGCCCGAGCUCUACAGCAGCCCCAGCGCCGCCUGCAUCCAGUGCCUCGACUGCCGCCUCAUGUACCCCCCGCACAAGUUCGUGGUGCACUCGCACAAGGCGCUGGAGAACCGGACCUGCCACUGGGGCUUCGACUCGGCCAACUGGCGGGCCUACAUCCUGCUGAGCCAGGACUACACGGGCAAGGAGGAGCAGGCGCGCCUCGGCCGCUGUCUGGACGACGUGAAGGAGAAGUUUGACUACGGCAACAAGUACAAGCGGCGGGUGCCCCGGGUCUCUUCCGAGCCCCCAGCCUCCAUCCGGAAAACAGAUGACGCCUCCUCCGCCCAACUCCCCACAUCUUCUGAGAAGGACAAACAGUCGGGCUGGCUGCGGCCCCUGGCCAGCUCCUCCAGCAAGAGCCUUGGCUGUGUUCACCCUCGCCAGCGCCUCUCCGCUUUCCGACCCUGGUCCCCAGCGGUGUCCACAAGUGACAAAGAGCUCUCCCCACACCUCCCGGCCCUGAUCCGUGACAGCUUUUACUCCUACAAGAGCUUCGAAACGGGUGUGGCCCCCAACGUGGCCCUGGCCCCACCGGCUCAGCAGAAGGUCGUGAGCAGCCCACCGUGCACCGCCGUUGUCUCCCGGGCCCCUGAGCCUCUGGCCACUUGCCUCCAGCCACGGAAGCGGAAGCUGACCGUGGACACCCCUGGAGCCCCAGAGACGCCGGCGCCCGUGGCUGUGGCCGCCCCAGAGGAUGACAAGGACUCGGAGGCCGAGGUGGAAGUGGACAGCAGGGAGGAAUUCACCUCCUCCCUGUCCUCGCUCUCGUCCCCGUCCCUUACCUCAUCCAGCUCCGCCAAGGACCUGAGCUCCCCCGGCGUGCACGCCCCACCCGCCGCCCCUGCUGCCCCUGAGGCUGUGGCCCCUGCCGACCCCACGAGCGGCGGCCUGGAGGCCGAGUUGGAGCACCUGCGGCAGGCCCUGGAGGGCGGCCUGGACACCAAGGAAGCCAAAGAGAAGUUCCUGCACGAGGUGGUGAAGAUGCGGGUGAAGCAGGAGGAGAAGCUGAGCGCCGCCCUGCAGGCCAAGCGCGGCCUCCACCAGGAGCUGGAGUUUCUGCGCGUGGCCAAGAAAGAGAAGCUGCGGGAGGCCACGGAGGCCAAGCGCAACCUGCGGAAGGAGAUCGAGCGCCUGCGCGCGGAGAACGAGAAGAAGAUGCGGGAGGCCAACGAGUCCCGCCUGCGCCUCAAGCGGGAGCUGGAGCAGGCGCGCCAGGUGCGGGUGUGCGACAAGGGCUGUGAGGCCGGCCGCCUGCGCGCCAAGUACUCGGCCCAGAUCGAGGACCUGCAGGUGAAGCUGCAGCAGGCGGAGGCGGACCGCGAGCAGCUGCGCGCCGACCUGCUGCGGGAGCGCGAGGCGCGGGAGCACCUGGAGAAGGUGGUGAAGGAGCUGCGCGAGCAGCUGUGGCCCCGGCCGCGCCCCGAGGCCGCGGAGAGCACGGCCGAGCCCGAGCCCUAGCGGACCCCACCGUCUGCCGCCGCGGGGCGGGCGCCGCAGGGAGCGGGUGGGCGGGCGGCCCGCGCCGGCCCGGGGCUCGGGGCUCUGCGCGCCGGUGGGCCCGCCCCGCGGCCACACAGCACAACGUCUUACUGUGCCUAUAACCAAGCGAGUGUUUGGAACCACACACUUUUGGAGUCCACUGCAGAAUUUUCUACUGGCCAAGUUCACGUGCGCGGCGGGGUUCGCGGCCGCCGGGCGCAGUCGGCGCCGGCAGCGGCCCUGCGCUUGCCGGGACGUUCGACCAUUUACAUUUUUGUUAUAAGCUAUUUAAAACCAGUAAGAAGACUUGAUACUCAAAAAUCAACAGGUUUUUUAAUGACUAACUUUUAAAAGCCCCAGCAACACGUGACGCCAUGCGAGGACCUGCUAAGGGAGUGGGCACGGCCGCCCCGCCCCGCCCCUACAAGCCAUCGCAGCCCGGCCGGCGGCCCGGGACAGGGACAGGGAGGGUUUUCUCCAGAGUCUAUUUUUUCAGCGACGAGGACCCAGGCUUCCUGUGCUGCCGCUGGGAGGAGCAGGGAGGGCGCCGCGAGCCGGGCUGCCACCUCCUGCUGCUGCCCGGCGGCCCGGGGUGGGGGUGGGGCAGUGCCAGGCCCGCGCGGCCUCGGCUGCCCUCCCCGGGCCACUCCUGUUGCGUCGGACUGAGGCUGCAGCGUUGGAACAAAACAGCAUUACUUCACUAUUUUUUUUGUUUGUUUGUUUGUUCAUUUAAACGUAUAUUCGGAACUGCACUUUGUCAAACCCUUCCCUGCUCUUUUUAUUCCCCAGUUAACUGAGGUUUUUACUUUUCAAAUAUCGCGAACCCGUUUAUAGAGCAGUGCACAUUCUAAGUGCUCGAGUGUUUAGAAACCCCCUCUGGUGCUUGGUUGAACAAGGGAAUCACAAAACGAAAAUGCAAAAACUGAACUUCGGGGGGUAGUUCUGUGCCUUCCAGCAUCUUGUACAGCAAACCCUGACUUGUCUUUUUACCCCCGAGAUCCUUGUCUUCAAUAGGACUGAAUCUGCCACUAUCAGAAUAAGUUCCUUGCAUUUAUUCCAAAUAAUCUCGUUUACUCUCAACUGUUCAUGCAAAUUGUAUAAGGUUUUUUAUGCCCAAGCUUGAAAAAUGAUCUCCCAGUGGACGAGAGGCGGCUUACCCAUCCCGAAAUUACGGUAUUUAUGUACACGAGAAAGAUCUUACCAGAAUUCCUCGCUUGACCCCGUUCUAACGCCGAGGCAGCUGUGAGCGCAGACGGAGGUGGAGACCAGACCGCCGGCCAAGACUGGCGCCGCCCGCCGCUGCGACGAGCAGAGGCUUGGUGACCGGGUCAUCUGCAGGGUUCCCGCCCGUGGUUUACUGGGGGGGGAGGGGCGCAGGUGCUGCUGGACCCCCCUUCUAAAGUGCAAUGCAAAAGGGACAUCAUAUAUAUGCAGCGUUGGUUUGGGUUUUUUUUUUUUUUUUUUUGCUUUUUGCUUUGUUUAUUUUGCAGUUAUGAGAUCUGUAUGCAUGGGAUGGUAGCGCUCUGCCGUGUGUGCACCCGUCCAUGGGCAUUAUUACCGGCCCCAGAAGGGGCUGCUUGUGCUAUGCCACACUCACAGUGCCGUGCUCAGCCUUGUUUUUCCAGAGUUGUGUGUUUUCAGUCGUUUCUUCAAGGGAAACUGCGUGAUUUCGGCAGGGCAGAGCUCUAAGCGCGUGUGCCCUGUGCUUCUGGCUGGCUGUGCUCUGGUGCCAAGUCGGAAAGUCCAGAGAGAUCAAAGGGCCCUGGGGCCUGCCGCCCAGGGCCUCCCGCUCACUUUUAGGUUUGGGAGUUUGGGGGGGUCCCGGAGGGUGGGGAGUUCUCACAGCUCCUCUGCUGGGGCCCCGCCUCCCCUCGCCCUCGCCCUGCCCGCCUCUGGUCACCGUCUCUCUGCUGGGUCCACACCCCCAUGUGCCAGCUUCGUCCCGGAAGGUCGGGAAGAGCUGGGCCCGCCACGGCUGCCCAGGGGUGGCGGGGACCGGUUGUCCCGGGCUCCCCAGUCACCAGCAGCUCGAGCCCUCUUGGGCAGCUCCCUGGGUGGAAGGGUGUCCAGGGGUGGGGGUGUCGGCGCGUUCUGGCCACUCCCAUCCUCUGGGGGCUGGGCUGAGGGGCCCGAGACCCGGCUUUGGUCGGCGCAGCUGCCGUUUGGUUUCUGUGCAGAGGGAGAAGGGAGCUAUCUGUCGGCUGUGGGCUCUCCCUGUGUGUAACCCGCCCGCUAUCCGGAUGACUGUGUGUUCAGUUUAAUCACUCAUUAUUUCUGCGCUGAAAGAGGAUUUUUAACAAAGGGAAAAACAACAGCAAUAACAUUCAUAUCUUUGGAGCAGCUAACUCACACACGUAAUAUCCUGCUUUUCGUACGGACUAGCCCGUGUACAGACGGUCCCUGUAAAUACUGUUCCCACACUGUUGUAUCACAUGCGUGUACGGUGGUUCCUUUUUCAGAAACUCUUUUCUUACCUGGUAGUUGUCUUGUUUUUGGGGUUGUUUUUAACUGAGGAAGAACAGCUCCCCUGCCCACCCACCGCGUCCACCAGGCUCGAGCGGCCGUCUUGUUCUUGCUUUAAGUCAGGAGUCACAAGCGACAUUUUUUUUUCAAUUAAGGAAAAAAAAACCCCACAGCUCUACCUUUCUCCCUGCCAGGAGCGUCCACACCGCUGUCCGCGUCCCCUCUGCUGCUGCUAAUGACGACAUGAUGACUUACUCUACUAUCGAAAACUAUUUUUAUGUAAUUAAUGUAUGCUUUCUUGUUUAUAAAUGCCUGAUUGAAGACGAACACAGAGAAAGCUUGCUUAUUUAUGUACUUCGCUGUGUGCCGUAGUCCCUUGGCACCCCUCCCCCAACAGAUGACCUUGUACAAUAAAGGACUUGGAGAGUG